CAAUCGGCUGCCAAGUUGAACAGGUCAUUGUACCGGGAACUGAGGGAGAUAAAGGGCUAGACACAGAGCAGGGGAGACAUAUUUCUUCAGCCUUUUCCAGAGACUUCAGAGGCAUUUCAAUAGCCUACUUACUGAACAAGAUGACAGUCGCAGCUGUAACUUUGGUGUUGACACUGGCACUCGGGGCUUCAGGUGUCCCAGUGCUGCCUUUCGAUGUGGCCCCUCUGGCCGACAAGGCAAUCCAGAUGUCCCUGGACCAGGUCAACAUGCAGUAUGGCAGAGAACACCUUUUCAGAAUCACCAAGGGCUCUCUCAAGAAGAUGGUUCCCAUUGGGAUGAACUCACAGGACCUGAUCAUGAAUUUCGGCGUGCGUGAGACAGACUGUCUGAAGAGUUCUGGUUCAGAUCCUCUCAACUGCAACUUCCGUAGAGGCUUCUUUGUGUCGGAGGCCUCCUGCUAUUCGCGUGUCCGCAUGUCAGCUGACAGUGCCGAGAUCAUCAGCCUCAGGUGCAGCAGAGCAGAGAGCUCCAGCUCAGAGUCUGGAAGCAGUGAGGAGAUUCGGGGAGGAUCAUGGGUCUACAAUCCAUUUGCUCCAAGAGCACCCGUCCAAACAGCUGCCCCCCUCACCAGAGGCAAUGACAUCGGACUUGAGAGGGCACCAUUCCGCGGCGAUGCCUUCAACAACCAUCUGGAAUAGUCCAGAAAAUUAAGUCAGAGCAUCAGUUGGAUUAUUGGAUGAAGCAUGGAAGCCACCGUCACAUCACGUAGCGUAAUGCCUGUUUCCACUGAGGGUAUACUUCUUAGUAAACCACAGUACUUAUAUGUACUGCAUAUACUGCACAAGUCCACACAUCCUUAUAUGUAAUGACACACUGGUACUGUAACCGCACAGACAAAAUGUAAUUUCUUCAGUCUUCUUUUCUUAAAUAAAAACUAUAAAACCA
Engraulis encrasicolus (European anchovy) is the source of this 945-nucleotide messenger RNA. It is a transcript of the gene spp2, whose product is annotated as secreted phosphoprotein 2. Gene Ontology annotation, cellular component: extracellular region. The record is from RefSeq and is a predicted model, not a curated record. NCBI's taxonomy places the organism in Eukaryota, Metazoa, Chordata, Actinopteri, Clupeiformes, Engraulidae. The transcript has 6 exons. Gene Ontology annotation, biological process: bone remodeling. The coding region runs from base 141 to 698 and encodes 185 amino acids.